Coturnix japonica (Japanese quail) is the source of this 5395-nucleotide messenger RNA. NCBI's taxonomy places the organism in Eukaryota, Metazoa, Chordata, Aves, Galliformes, Phasianidae. The record is from RefSeq and is a predicted model, not a curated record.
GUAUCGCUGUUUAUUUCCUUUUACAGAGAAGAGUCAAAGAUGUCAUAUCUCCAAUUGUAUUUGAAGCUUCAUACAGUCUCGGGGAACAUGUAAUAGAAAGAGGAAAAGAAGACAAGGAACUACCUCCUCUGAAGCCCGUUCUCCGCUGGAAGAAAGGGCAGAAGAUUGCACAAAGGAAUCAGACUGUUUUUGAGAGGAAUUGUCAAUCUGAUGACUGUGCUGCUGAUUUGAAACUUCAGGGCAAAUUGCUGCUAUCUAGUGUUGAUGACAGGACAGCCUACCUGGCUCUGGGAGCAGUGAGGAACAUCUCUCUUAACAUUUCCAUCUCUAACAUUGGAGAUGACGCCUACGACACCAAUGUUUUCUUCAACUUUUCUAGGGAGCUCUUCUUCAUCAAAAUGUGGCAGAAGGAGGAGCAGGGAAUUUCCUGUGAGUUGCUGGAGUCAGACUUUCUCAAGUGCAGCGUGGAAUUUCCUUUCAUGAGAUCAAAAUCUAGGUAUGAGUUCAGUGUAAUAUUUGACACAAGCCACUUGUCUGGACAAGAGGAAACACUAACCUUCCUUGUCACUGCCCAAAGUGGAAAUGUAGAGCGCAUGGAGUCUCUGCAUGAUAAUACUCUGACCCUAUCAGUGCCCCUGAUGCAUGAAGUGGACUCAUCUAUCAAUGGGGAAGUCUUCCCUACUUCCUUUUUCUAUGGUGAUUCUGUGGAAGCAUCCAAUUUCGUUCAGUUGGAAAGCCAUGAAUGCCGUUUCCAGUCUCUUAACUUCACGCUGCAGGUUUAUAAUGCUGGACCAAGCACUCUUCCUGGCGCUUUUCUUGAUAUUUCAUUUCCAAACCGCCUCUCUGCUACUGGAGCUGAAAUAUUUCACGUUCAGCAGAUGAUGGUUGGUCAGGACAAAGGCACCUGCACUUUUCACCAGAACCGCAACCCGUGUGUUGUUCCCCAAGAGAAUGAAAAUAUUUUCCACACUAUAUUUGCUUUUUUCACGAAGUCUGGCAGAAAAGUAUUGGACUGUGAAAGGCCAGGCAGGUCCUGCUUAAUUAUACGCUGCAACUUGAGUUCACUAGCAAAAGCAGAGUCCAGUGAAAUAAGUAUUUACACGCUGCUGAACACUGAGAUACUGAAAAAGGACAUUUCAUCGGUUAUCCAGUUUGUCACAAGGGCGAGAGUGCAGGUGGACCCUGACCUCCGGGUUGUGGAAGUUCCCAAUGGGAGUCCAGAAGAAAAGACAGUGGUCUUUGAAGCUUUACACAAUCUGGAGCCUCGUGGGUAUGUUGUUGGAUGGAUCAUAGCCAUCAGUUUGCUGGUGGGAAUUCUCAUCUUCCUGUUGCUGGCUGUGCUCUUAUGGAAGAUGGGUUUCUUCCGCCGGAGGUACAAAGAAAUUAUUGAGGCUGAAAAGAACAGAAAGGAGACUGAAGAUAGUUGGGACUGGGUCCAGAAAAAUCAGUGAACUGCCCUGGAGAAGGGAAAGCCCAGUCGUGACAUGUGCUUGCUUGCCCAAUGGUCCUGCUCUCGUAUCUUCCAUAUGUGGAAGAAGGAAUCUUCUCCAGAUUUUUCGGAGGCCCUGUUGAUGCUGUGUCUUUAUCACUCUUAACAAGCUAGGAAACAUAUCCUGAGGCAACCACUGUGGCCAUGUCAGGUGACUGGAGCUAUUUACACUUCAUUUUAGAGCUGAACUUUGAACUUCGGUAACCAAGCUGCAGUGCAGAGCAAUAUUUAUGAAUCCAACUAUGUGGUAUACCCUCAGGGGAAGACUGUUACCUAAAAAUAUUUUUUAUAAAUAUAAGCUUUUUAUAUUGACCAUGUCUUUAUAUUUGUAUCGAUGUUUUAUAGUUUCUAUUGAAUAGCUAUAUAGUUCACUCAAGCACUGAUAUCUGGCUAAAUCAUUGGGAAUACAUACAUGUGUAUAUAAAUCUUAUUGUACUUUUAAACUUCAAUGCAAGAGAGAAUAUUUGCAGUUUAAAAUAGCUGAAAACCUCAUAUGCUUAGUUCACAAUGCUUGGUAAUAUUGUAUAUAGACCAUUUAAUGGCAAUAAGCCAAAAUAUUUUCAUUGUCUCUUUUUUUUGAGUUGAAUUUGGUGUUUGAUUUAUAAACUGAAGAACCUGAAGUGUUGUACAUAUGUGAUGUUUUGUAUACGAGUCUAUCCUUCACUGACCUGAAUGGGAAGGGAUGAAAAUGCAUCCUCAGUAACAUGUAGCAAGACUUGUAGUUCACCUUGUAUUGCUGAAGAAAGCAUAACAUGUUUUCAUUUGGGAUUUUUUCUCUUGCAGUCUCUAGUAUUUUAAUAACAGUCUGGGACUGGACAAUUGAGAUACCAAAAGGGUAUAAUUUGACCAACUACCAUGGCAUUGGUAAAUUCCUUGGAAUUUAAUUUUUUUUUUAAUGGAGCCAUAUUUAAUGUUAAAAAGGAUGUUUUUAAGCUGCUGUUAAGUCGUGAGCUGUUGCUGUCAAAGCAAGUGAUUAGUUGAUGCAAGCUGUAACAAUCAUACCUGUCUUGUGAGUUUUCUACAUGAGUCGCGGUGUUUAUGUAAUAUUUUUAGGAGAGAUAAGUAGAUGGAAUCAUUAAAAUGUUGUUUGGAUCUUGAGAUUGCCUAUUUGGGUGUUCCUAGAAUAGAAUGUACAAGGGAUUUAAAUUGAAAGAGGGGAGAUUUAGGUUAGAUUUUAGAAAAAAAAUCUUUACUCAGUGUGUGGUGAAUCAAUGGAACGUGCUGUCCAGAGAAGCUGUAGAUGCCCCAUCUCUGGAGGUGUUCAAGAUCAGGUUGAAUGAAGCCCUGGGCAGUCUAAUGUAGUAGCUGGCCACCAUGCACAUUGAAGGGGAGCUCACUGAUCUUUAAGGUCCGUUCCAACCUAAGCCAUUUUAUGACUCUAUGAUUCUGUGAAUGUCAUUCUUCAUUAAGCAUUAGGAAGGAAAUUUAGUCAAGGUGCAGAUGUUACUGAAUCUCACAUUGACACUUUAUUCAUUAAUAAUUCUUUAGAAAAUUAAGUGUUGAAUUGAAAAACAUGGAAUAGUAAUUAAUUCAGCCAUGUAUCUUCAAAAAACUCCUGAGUUUCUGAAUAGAAACAGUGGGUCUUUAUGGGGCUUGGUUUUACAUUCUACUUGUACUUUGCACCUUGUGUAAAUAAGAAUUGUAAUGUUCGUAUAAAAUUAAUAUAAGGGAAAGGAUGAUGAAGCUCUAUAGUAGUAGACGAGAGAAUAACAGGAAUGAAUAGUGGCAGGAUAGGUCUUGCAUUAGAGUAAUGUAUAAGAACUGCUGGGCAUUUGGAAACAUGAAUGUAGAACACACACGAGAAGUCUGUUUGAGAACAUGCCUUAUCCUUGCUCUUCCUUGUAAAUUCAUUAUGGCUUCAUAUUUUAAAAAAUUAACCUGUUUCCUGUUUGUUCCUCCUACUCUCCCAGUGGCUUUAAGUGCCUGCUAUUACUACAGUAUUGAUCAAUGUUUGUUAAUUAAACUAUCUGCACCCAUUAGGCAGGAAAUGGUUUCUAAGCGAAUGAAGAGUAUCGAUUCAAUGGUUAAUAUAUAUAUAAACCCUCUUAGUCUAUUUGAUUAUCUUCCUUAAGAAUCAUUGUUGCUUUGAAAGAUUUGGUCUUGCAAGUGAUCAUUUAGUGAAAUAUUCUGGAAAUAAUACCUAAGUUCUUAUUAUCAUCACUCUUAGCUUCCCAGUAGUUCUGUUGACACAGUUGCUUUUGUUUCUAUAUGUAUAAUCUUCAUAAUUCUUCUCUUUUUUUGUAAUUCAAAUUCCAGCAUAGCUCUUUGCAUAGUUCCAGUUAAGACAGUGAGAUUUGACAAUGAACCAUAUCAAUGCUAAUAUUAAUAUCCUGUUGAUGCUCCUUUCCACUCCAAUAAGAAACAGAGGAAAACUCGAGCAAACCAAAGAACCCACUGAUAGUUGGUUGCAAUUCCAGAAAUCUUAUGAAAAUGUAGCAUAACUCAGGAAUUAUAGAAAACUGUUGUGCUGUGGUUCGGCUGUGGGUUUUUGUUGUUGUUGUUUUUUAAAUUAAAAAAAAACAAAAAACAAAAAACAAAUUAACUAAAUCAGUGCAAUUGUAUCAAAAUGUAUAGACCUGGUUACUUUGGAAAUCACUUCUAGGGCUCUGGAAGUUGUCAUGAGUCAGCCACUGGUUUAGUCCCUUUGCGCUGUGAUGUUCACCUUGCAGAGCUGGUGGAAGUCACUGUUUAGGUUCUCUCUAGUUAAUCCAGUUUGGGACUAAGUCAUCAUUUGUCUUGGACAACUUCAUUUAAAGGUUUGCUGAAUAGUCAUUGGUUUUGGCUUUGUUCUCUUCCUACUUUGUGCUGGCUCUAAGCUGUGCAGUGCUGGCUCUAAAGUGGAAGCUUGGAAGUGGGGCAGUGUAAUUUUCAAACAUGUGAUCUAGCACCUGAGAGAUAUUUUGUUUUAGCUCUAAAGCCAUGUGUAGGAUGUUGUCUUACCAAGAGUACUCUUGAAGUUGCUUCUAGGGCAGGAAGAGAGCAAUCUCAUAAAAAAAAAAAAUCAUCUGAAAGAAAAGAAAAAGGAACAAAAGGGCUCAUGUAUUCUGAUGCAGUCAUUGAUAUGCCAUGGUACUUGGCCAUUAUUGUUAAUAAAAGCAGAAGAUAUGUUUUUCUGAACAAACCUCAGUUUUUAAUUUACUCAAAUGCAACUAGGAAAUCACUUGCAUUAUCUGAGAGAGAAAUUGAGACUGUUGUGAACCCAAUGCCCAUUACCCAAUCCUUUCAGAGUGGGUAAACUCUUUUUUGUAAAGCCUAAACUACCAGAUAAGGACAACACUUUCUAACUUGUUGCAUGAACAUGGAGGAUCCUCCCAUCAUGUCAGUGAAGUGCAAGUAAUUUAGCUUGCUGAAAGCAACAGUUGCACGAAGAUUGUGUUUGGCAAUAUUUAGUACUGACUUUCUUGAAUGUCUUUUCUUUAUAGGCACAUUUUGGAGUCUUGCACAAGUUUCAAGCAUAAUAUCCAUGUGAUGUGGGAAUGUAUAACCUUGCUUUCUCUAAAGGAUUAACAGUGUCAUAGAACUGAUUUCUAUGCGUGUCCAAAUCUGUGCAGAUGCUACAGUUUCUUGAAUAUAAAUAAAAGUGGGAUUUGGUUCACUUGCUGUACAUUGAUUAAACUGGGGUGAAGACUGUAAUGACUUUUGGAGUGUGGUCUGCAUACGCAGUGGGGUACCCAUAUCAUUGUCACUCCUUUUUCUUAGAAUGUCACUCCUUAUAUAUUGUAAAAUUCUAUGGUUCUUUUUUUUUUUUUUUGAGAAAUUGUGGUUGGAAGAAUGUGUUCACUCUUACUGAUGUCACCUGUAUUUAGAAGCUCGUGAUCACCUGUAUUCUAAUUCACUUGCACUGUUUUGGAAAUGUCAGGUUUACAAAAAUACAACUUUUUGGAAUAAAAAGUGGCUGCAAAAUUA